AAAUAAAAGUGAAAACAGAAAAAGGACAAGUUCCUCUGUCGACUUUCAAGAAGAGUUCAAACAUCGAAUCAAAGACUGUCACAAGUUCGCUCAAUCAAUCACCCAUCGGAAACCAAAACCCAACUGAUCAAAGAAUUUAGAAAAUUUAAACAGGGAAGAGAAAUAAGGAAAUCAGAGCGAUUGAAAAUGGUUAAUAUUCCAUUGCUGCUGAUGGGCUGCGGCGAGGUGGGCCGCCAGCUUCUCCACCACAUCGUCUCCUGCCGGCCCCUCCAUUCCAAACAGGGGGUGAUGCUGAGAGUGGUGGGAGUGUGCGACAGUAAAUCUAUGGUUGCCGCACCGGAUGUUUUGACCUCCCAUUUGGAUGAUGAGUUCUUGCUGAAACUUUGCAAAGUCAAGUCCAGUGGGUCUUCGUUGCAGGAACUCGCUAAUUUUGGUGGAUGCCAAGUGUUUUCUGGUCAAGAAAUUGCGCGGAAAGUCAUGGAAUUUGCUGCUACUUUGCGAAAAUUGAGUGGAUUGACACUUGUUGACUGCUCAGCCAGCUCUCAAACCGUUGAGUUGCUGAGUCAGGCGGUAAAUUUAGAUUGCUGUGUGGUGCUGGCCAACAAGAAGCCUCUUACUUCUUCAUUGAAUGAUUAUGACAAGUUGGUUUCACAGCCUCGGCGGAUUAGACAUGAAUCAACUGUCGGUGCUGGUCUUCCUGUCAUAUCAAGUAUAAAUCGUAUACUUUCAUCAGGAGAUCCGAUCUUCCGCAUUAUUGGAAGUUUGAGUGGUACGCUAGGCUAUGUGAUGAGUGAGGUUGAAGGUGGACGACCCUUUAGCGAAGUUGUCAAUACUGCGAAAAGGCUUGGAUACACGGAACCUGAUCCUCGAGAUGAUCUCAGUGGGAUGGAUGUAGCUAGAAAGGCUCUCAUCCUUGCUCGACUCCUAGGACGUCGCAUCAACUUGGACAGCAUUAAGGUUGAAAGCUUGUAUCCUGUGGAAAUGGGACCUGAUGUAAUGUCCGUGGAUGAAUUUUUGUCAAAUGGCCUGCCUUUGCUUGAUAAGGAUAUUCAAAACCGGAUUGAUAAUGCUUCUUCAAAGGGAAAGGUUCUCCGCUAUGUUUGUUUGAUUGAGGAGUCCAGGUGCGAAGUUGGCAUACAAGAAGUUGCAAAAGACUCGGCUCUGGGUAGAUUGAAGGGAAGCGAUAAUGUGCUCGAGAUAUAUAGCCGCUGCUAUAGUAAACAACCACUGGUUAUUCAAGGUGCUGGGGCAGGCAAUGAUACUACAGCUGCUGGUGUCCUUGCCGACAUCCUCGAUAUACAGGACCUUUUCCGACACUGAACUCUCUGGCUUGGUUAGUCAAACUCAAAGGGCAAGAUUAUUAGAUGAGGAUCCAACGGAGCAAGUCCAUGUGGUCGGACUGCAUAAUCAGAUGGAUUAAUGUGGACAACGUCAAAUUAUCUCGGAUGCAUCUGCUUAGAGAGGGAGUUAAGACAGUAUCCUUUUUCUUUUGUCCUUGUGAAACUACAACUUCUAUGUUUAGGUUCUAGUUUCAUAGUACCAUAGUGCCUUGGCAUAGACGUAGUAUUUUAAAACUUGCUUGAUUCCAUCCAUCACUUACCUUUAUUACAUCAUACUAUUCAUAUCCAUCAUCAAUUCUUAUAUCAGAAUAUGAUAAUAUUAUAAAAUGAAAUACUACUAUCA
Messenger RNA from Sesamum indicum (sesame), 1683 nucleotides. Its product is annotated as Glyceraldehyde-3-phosphate dehydrogenase-like family protein. Gene Ontology annotation, biological process: aspartate family amino acid biosynthetic process. Lineage: Eukaryota; Viridiplantae; Streptophyta; Magnoliopsida; Lamiales; Pedaliaceae. The record is from RefSeq and is a predicted model, not a curated record. Gene Ontology annotation, molecular function: homoserine dehydrogenase activity.